This is a messenger RNA of Phytophthora nicotianae INRA-310, 312 nucleotides long. RefSeq lists its product as hypothetical. The record is from RefSeq and is a predicted model, not a curated record. NCBI's taxonomy places the organism in Eukaryota, Oomycota, Peronosporomycetes, Peronosporales, Peronosporaceae. The transcript has a single exon. Bases 1 to 312 code for a protein of 103 amino acids. Gene Ontology annotation, biological process: mitochondrial electron transport, ubiquinol to cytochrome c.
AUGAGCCUCAUCUCCAAGGUCGCGGGUCUGUACCAGAAGUCUAUCAGCAAGUCGCUGGGCAUGUACGGCCUCAAGUAUGACGACGCGCUCGUGGACACGGCCGCCGUGCAGACGGCGCUGCACUGGAUUAAGGGCGAGGACUACCAGGCCCGUACCAAGCGCAUCGCUCGUGCCACCGACUGCUCGCUUAAGCGCAGCUACCUGCCGGACGAGAUCCAGGCUAUCCAGCGCCCGCUCGACUUCUACGUGUCCGACAAGGUCGUGGAGGCCGAGAAGCUCGCCCAGGAGCGUGCCGAUCUCACUCGGUGGUAA